AGUGACAUCAGUCAGACCAUGUCCACCAUCUUCUCCCCUCUCUGAACUUCUCGAUGUGAGCUGAAAUGGCGGCAGCACCUGGUAUAAGGAGGGUGAUCGUCCUAUACGAUGGCACAUGGUGCGGCCGCACAACCAACACCAGGAGCAAUAUCCACCUCCUCGCAACAAUGAUCGGGGUCAAUAUGGCAGCGCCAGCCUUCAUACUCCUCGCCACCGGGCUCGCCGCAAGAUAUACGGGCCAGAUACUUCGACGGAGUCGGCUCGAACGGCAAGUUUACGAACUACCUGUGGAAUGGCGCCUUUGCAACGCAGGCGAGAGACGAAUGCACCGAGGUUUACAGGUUCAUUGUCCAGAACUUCACUUGGGACCACCAUGUUCACACUAAGGUAUGGAUGUUCGGCAUCAGCCGAGGAGCCUACAUCGUCAGAUCCGUUGCCGGUUUGAUCAACAAUUGCGGCAUAAUUAUACAAAAUCCAGCGAACACUGCUCUCAUCGAUCAGGCCUACAGCCUGUAUCGGAACCCACACCCAAUCCACCACCCAUCAUCGCCCGAGAUGGUCGAUUUCAGAUCGAGAGUCAGUCACGCAGUACGGACACCAAUAAAGUUCAUGGGCAUUUUCGACACUGUCGGGAGUCGUGGCAUUCCAAGGCUGAACUACGACACUGGAACAGGAUUCGAGUGGCCCGAGUUUUACGACAACGUGGUGUCGACUGUGGUAGAGAAGGUCUACCAUGCCCUGGCGAUCCACGAUAGGUUUUGGAUAUUUGAACCAUGCCUAGCAUCAAGGGACCCGAGGCAUACAGCUCUCGCUAACCUCAGGAUCUCCCAAAAGUGGUUUCCAGGCUGCCAUUACGACCUCGCGAGGCAGGAGUUCCAGUUCUUUCGGGAAGGAGGCAGCUGGCUGGAGGCGAUUAGCUUUCCUAUUCUCAACUUAUUCAGCAAAACUGUCACGCCUAAUCAUAAGCUUGCAGACAUGGUCUUGAUAUGGAUGCUUAAAGGCAUCCGCGCAGAGGGAGGUGGCGACAUCAUAGGCUCAAACACCAACGGACCCGUUCCUCUGAUCCCCAUCCAGACGGCAAUUGACAACACCAUCCAACGCCUCAUCAAUCAGAGUCCAACUGGUACUGGGGACAUGUACGCGGACAUCGUCAGCUACCUCCCGGGGGGAAGGUUUUUUUCACCUCUCGUGAACUGGCUCGGGAGGCUCGACGAGACUCCGUAUGCUAUUCUAUUCAAACCAGUGGAGAGGAUGAUACCCGACCAUGGCAUGAAUAGUAUAGCUGGGGCCCCUAUUUGGAACCAGGUCUAUGACUACGAUGCACCUGAUACCAGUCUUCCAGGCCAUCCUAUACUUCGAGCCAUUGCCGACAUCGACGUUGGGCGCUAUCCGUCGAGGACGUUGGAAAAAUUUGUCGCGUAUAUGAAUGGGGUUGGGCGGCCUUGGAGAGGCUAGGGAACGCACUGAUCAAGAGGGUCUAGUUAAGCAAUGCUACGAACAAACACGAUUGGGCGAGGAGCAACGACUGAGCGGAGAAACCGUGGACCGGGAAAAGGAUCACUGGGAUCUCUGUGAUGCAGCAAGGGGAUCACUGGAAAGGGAGUAAUCUAUAGUCUAUAUAAACGGACAGUCCUUACAGCUGAAUAGUUGGUCUUAAUUGCCUUCUAACGAUUAACCAAA
Messenger RNA from Microdochium trichocladiopsis, 1680 nucleotides. RefSeq lists its product as uncharacterized. The transcript has a single exon. The record is from RefSeq and is a predicted model, not a curated record. The coding region runs from base 394 to 1455 and encodes 353 amino acids. NCBI's taxonomy places the organism in Eukaryota, Fungi, Ascomycota, Sordariomycetes, Xylariales, Microdochiaceae.